AUGGGCCUCUUCUCCAGACGAGACCGGGCACCGAAGGCGGAGAGCAUCCCGCCAGCACCUCUCUCCAGUUCCCAUUCAAAAUCGUCUCUCACAUCAGGAUCCUCAAGCAUCAUCACUCCUAUCAACACAAGUUCCCGCAUUUUGCACCGCACGUCUGCCGGCACCACAAGCACAGGCGGUUCCGGUACCCCGCUCACCCCAUUCUCUCCCGGCCCAACGUACAAUAUCACGAUGCCGAAGUCGCCUGAUCCGCAACUGGACCCAGCUGGGUACCUGCGCAGCUUGGGUGCUGUGCGGGAACGAUCCAGAAUUGUGACGGAAAAGGCGACAAGGAACGAUCUGAACCAUUUCGAUGUGGACAUGCAAAAGUUUCCUGAUGUCGUAUCAUUCGUUGCGAACAUCAUCAAGCGUGACUAUGAUGCCCCCUUCACGACGAUCCCCGGCCACGGCCGGUACCAACAUUUCGGUGUAGGUGGGCGCGACCGAAUUGCCCACCUCCUAGCCACGUUUCCCGAGCAUAUAGACAACACGGAGAAGUGCAAGCGCCUAAUCGAUCUUUUCCUGGUCAGCGUGCUGCUCGACGCGGGCGCCGGGACGGAAUGGAGCUACAAGAGCCCUGAGAACGGGAGGGUGUACAGGCGGUCAGAGGGCAUCGCCGUUGCCACCUUGGACAUGUUCAAAACGGGCCUCUUCUCCGGCACGGACAAUAAGUAUCAAGUGGACAGGGAGGGUCUGCGGCAGUUAACCGUCGAGAGGCUCGCUCAGGGGUUGCAAUCGAAGCCUGGAAACGAGAUGGCUGGUGUUGAAGGCCGUGCCCAUCUCCUCAUCCGCCUCGGGAGAGCGCUGGAGAACAAGGAAUUUUUUGGCGACGACGGCCGGCCAGGAAAUAUGCUUGAUCACAUCCUCUCACACCCAUCGACACAAGCCUCGAGUUCGAUCAUUGUUCCGAUGCCAGUGCUCUGGAAUGUUCUCACCAACGGCCUCGACCCAAUUUGGCCACCAUCCCGGACGGCUAUCGACGGCAUCUCCCUUGGCGACGCGUGGCCCUGCAGUUCGAUGCCACAACCCGACGAGGCAGAGGCUUGGGAGAGCAUUCUUCCGUUCCAUAAGCUUACCCAGUGGCUCACGUACUCUCUCAUGCAACCGAUGCAGAGUCUCAUGAAGAUUCAAUUUGCAGGGCAGGAACUGCUCACUGGCUUGCCCGAGUACCGGAACGGCGGUCUGUUUGUGGACCUUGGCGUCCUGACGCUUAAGGCCGAAGACCAAGAGCGCGGCCUGCGCCAUUACACGGAGUAUUCUCAGCGAACGGGCACUGGGGGGGUUGAGGUAGCCCCUAUGUUUGAACCUGGCGAUGAUGUGAUUGUGGAAUGGCGUGGCGUCACGGUGGGCUUCUUGGACAUCCUAACCACGGAGGUCAACAAAGCGCUCAGAAAUGAGCUGGCUGGGAAUGAACUCAGUCUGGCGCAGGUGCUAGAGGCGGGGAGCUGGAAGGGAGGCAGAGAAAUUGCCGAGGUCAGCCGACCUAAUACGAAGGAGCCACCGAUUCUCAUUGACAGCGAUGGAACCGUGUUUUAA
Molecule: messenger RNA, 1575 nt
Organism: Dichotomopilus funicola
Lineage: Eukaryota; Fungi; Ascomycota; Sordariomycetes; Sordariales; Chaetomiaceae
Exons: 5
Coding region: 1-1575 (524 amino acids)
Source: RefSeq, a predicted model, not a curated record